UGGAUCUUUGGAGCUCACUCUCCAGUCAUAGGAUUUUCACCGUCUUCGAGCGUGGAGUUUGUUCCUGUUUUUCCCCCUGUCUACACGUCCACGGUUCCGCCUCACGCUGGGAAAAGCUGGAUGGAUAAAAGGCUGCCCAGCUGCAAAAUAUACUUGAAUAAUGCGUUUGCCCUGGACUCGCUGUGGAUACAUCCUGAGGAAUCCAGGCUCUUCCAGGGCACUGAGAAACCUCUGCUAAUGACAAAUCACGUAGCCAUGGCUAUAGCCAGGCCAGCUGCUGCCUCCAGGCCUCUUCCCACAGUGGUGUUGGCACCUCAGCUGAUACCAGGUGGCUGCCAGAAUAGCCUUAAACCUCUCGGGGGCAACCAGACCCUGGCGUUGGCCACCACAGCCACCACUGCCAUGGUGUCGGUGGAGCCUGAAGCUCCUCAAGGACCUUCGGUGCCCAGCGUCCAGCCCUGCCACCUGCUGACCUUCUCCCCCAUCAGAAUCCCACUCCUGGCUUCACCUUUUCCAGGUUCUGCCCCCAGGAUGGAUGCUCACGUGGGUCCGUUGAUGCCAGCACAGGUCACCCGAGUCACGGCGGUGGCUGCGCCGGCCGUGACCUUCAUGGCCACCAACCUGAUGGACCAGACCUUAGCAG
Molecule: messenger RNA, 643 nt
Organism: Merops nubicus (carmine bee-eater)
Lineage: Eukaryota; Metazoa; Chordata; Aves; Coraciiformes; Meropidae
Gene: TCERG1L
Product: transcription elongation regulator 1-like
Exons: 4
Cellular component (GO): nucleus
Molecular function (GO): transcription coregulator activity; RNA polymerase binding
Source: RefSeq, a predicted model, not a curated record